Messenger RNA from Perca flavescens (yellow perch), 4929 nucleotides. RefSeq names its product nuclear receptor subfamily 5, group A, member 2 (gene nr5a2). Lineage: Eukaryota; Metazoa; Chordata; Actinopteri; Perciformes; Percidae. Gene Ontology annotation, biological process: hormone-mediated signaling pathway; regulation of transcription by RNA polymerase II; tissue development. Gene Ontology annotation, cellular component: RNA polymerase II transcription regulator complex. Gene Ontology annotation, molecular function: RNA polymerase II cis-regulatory region sequence-specific DNA binding; zinc ion binding; nuclear receptor activity. The record is from RefSeq and is a predicted model, not a curated record.
ACACACCGGCGGCCCCGGUGGCGCGUACUCGUCUGCUAAAGGCUGAAAGUUACACUGAAGGUCCCACUUUAAUGGCUGACGCGCUAAAAAAGACUUUUGGAAAAGGGACACUUACCAUCGUCAUUUAUUCCGGACGCUAGCUAUGUGCUUUUUUUCUCGUUUGAGUAAGAGACAGAUUCCCUAACUUAGCGCGCAACUGUUCCUUAAAGUAUCGAAGGAAUUAAUCGGCUGCUGUCUGCGUCAUUAUCGCUGUUCUCUGCGCUAAUGCAAUUUUGAGAAAUUAAACAAGUGAAGUUAUUUCAGAAUAGACAUGCAGCAGCGAUGCAACCCGGUCGUUUGAGGACAGUCUGACUCUUGGAUCAGGCAUCAUGGUCCGAUAAUUGGAAGACAGAGAGAGACAGAAAGUAAGAAAUAAAGAGGUAAAAAGACAUUUGGGACACUUUGUUUGUGGGAACAUCUGCCUCUCACGUCCAGGUGUCCCGCCGAGCGGUGCGGAUUCUCCAGCUCAGGCCGGCUGCGCUGACAUGCUGCCCAAAGUCGAGACUGAAUCCCUGGGACUCUCUCGAUCGUAUGGAGAACAUCGGCGCAUGCCAAGGAAUAUGCAAGCACCCCAGUUAAAAAUGAUGGACUACUCCUAUGACGAAGACUUGGACGAGAUGUGUCCCGUGUGCGGAGACAAGGUUUCAGGGUAUCACUACGGACUACUGACCUGCGAGAGCUGCAAGGGCUUCUUCAAGCGCACCGUCCAGAACAACAAGCGCUACACAUGUAUAGAGAACCAGAGCUGCCAGAUUGACAAGACCCAGAGGAAGCGCUGCCCGUACUGCCGCUUCCAAAAGUGCCUCACCGUCGGCAUGAAGCUAGAAGCUGUGCGGGCGGACCGCAUGCGUGGUGGUCGCAACAAGUUUGGCCCGAUGUACAAACGUGACCGGGCCCUCAAGCAGCAAAAGAAGGCGCUGAUCCGAGCCAACGGCCUAAAGAUUGAGACCAUGACUCAGGUCAUGCAAGCCGUGCCCACCGACCUCACCAUCUCCUCAGCCAUCCAGAACAUCCACUCAGCCGCAUCCAAGGGCCUUCCACUGAGCCACCACCCUGGCCACCACACCGGUCACCACCACCACCACCACCAUCAUCAUGCCACCGCCCUGCCCCCCACAGACUAUGACCGCAGCCCAUUUGUCACUUCGCCAGUCAGCAUGGCAAUGCCACCACACGCCGGAAGCCUGCAGGGCUACCAGGCGGCCUACGGACACUUCCAGGGCACGCGCACUAUCAAGUCAGAGUACCCAGACCCAUACACCAGCUCGCCGGAGUCCAUCAUGGGCUACGCCUAUGUCGAUGCCUACCAAACAGGCUCGCCGCCUAGCUUCCCUCACUUGAUCGUAGAGCUGCUCAAGUGUGAGCCAGAUGAGCCACAGGUCCAGGCCAAGAUCAUGGCCUACCUGCAGCAGGAGCAGGCCAGCAGAGGCAAACACGAGAAGCUCAACACCUUCGGCCUCAUGUGCAAGAUGGCCGACCAGACACUCUUCUCCAUCGUGGAGUGGGCACGCAGCAGCAUCUUCUUCCGUGAACUCAAGGUGGAUGACCAGAUGAAGCUGCUGCAGAACUGCUGGAGCGAACUCCUCAUCCUCGACCACGUCUUCCGGCAGGUGAUGCAUGCCAAGGAGGGCUCCAUCCUACUGGUCACUGGCCAGCAUGUGGACUAUGCAGUGAUUGCUUCACAGGCGGGAUCCACCCUCAACAACCUGUUGAGCCACGCCCAGGAGCUGGUGGCCAAGCUACGCUCCCUGCAGCUGGACCAACGGGAGUUUGUCUGCCUCAAGUUCCUGGUCCUAUUCAGCCUUGAUGUAAAGAACCUGGAGAACUUCCACCUGGUAGAAAGCGUCCAGGAGCAGGUCAACGCAGCGCUGCUGGACUACGUCAUGUGUAACUACCCGCAGCAAACAGACAAGUUUGGCCAGCUGCUCCUCCGGCUGCCAGAGAUCCGAGCCAUCAGCCUGCAGGCCGAAGAAUACCUUUACUACAAACACCUGAACGGUGACGUGCCGUGCAACAACCUGCUCAUUGAAAUGCUUCACGCCAAGAGAGCUUAGGAGGGGACUGCGCUACCCAUAAUGCAGCUGUACAGACAUCCUGAGAGUUUUGCUGCAGCCCAAAAACUUUAAAUCUUGACUGAGUGGUGACCUGGAAGAUGGAGAGCAGAGAGUUAGCAACUCUUGUUUAUAUUUAGCUCAUUUUGAUCUCCAUGUUUCUUGGAUUUGGACAAACACACACGCACAGAGACGAAAACAGCAUAUGGAUCCCUUUAUUCUGAAAAAAAAUGUCUGAAAGAAGAGCCCCUUCUCCUCAACCACACAGACAAAGAUAAUAUUGAAAGGAGAAAUAAACUAACACUUGAAACAAACACUGCAUUUGGCACGAGAUGGGGUUUAAUGGUCUGCACGAGCACAGCCUUUUACGACUGGCAGGCUGCAACUUACAGAACUAAACCCUCAAGUAUUUUAGCUUUAGUGACAUUGUGAGAGGCUUUUAAUGCUGAGAAAGGAAGCUGAGUAACACCGGCCAUCUUUCAGACAGCUUUGUGACAGAGCGGUGGCUUAUUUGGGUGGACGAUCCUCCGGCGUGCUCUCACUGAAACUGGCUUUUAGCUGUCGUUGGUACUGUAAAGACAAACGGGCAAGCAGUCGACCAGGCCAGAGACUAUUACCGUCACGUUUUGUGAACUGACAUAAGACGCCUGCCACGGCAACUUGAUCUGACUGAGAAGGGAAAACUGACAGUUAAAAAAGAAACGUCUAAAAAAAGGAAAAUUCUUUAAUGAACAAAAUGAUAAAUAGGCCAAUAUGAAGAAAAAUAAGAUGUUUUUUUCUCUUGUAAUGAAAGUCAUUUGCUCUUCGUGGUCACCUUGUGGUUCCCCUUUCUUAUUCCACCUCCCCAAAUCAUCUUAAACUAUGUACCUCAGAAAGACCAGUGUUAAAUAAAUUCAAUUAAUAAUGUCAGCUGAAACAAUUGUAUUUAUAGUCCCUUUUUCCUGCAAAACAAACACCCUCUCUUUUUAUUAUUUCAUUACAACUGGAACAAAACAAAGUGUGAUUCUGGAGACAGAGAAGGCUCGACCCUGCCUUUUUCCGGAAAGACCAAAGCCUGCUGCAGAACAGAAGAAGGAAAUUACAAAAACCGUAAUAAUCAGUAUUAUAAGAAAAAAAAAAAAAAAAGAUUUGUGAUGUCACAGUUAUGUGAGUCUUGCCUUAUUUCAUUACCAUGCUAGCUAACCGUGCAGAUGUGAAUGAAAAUAUGUACAAAUAUAUAUAUAAAGUAUUAAUGUUGUAAAAAUUAAAAAAAAGAAUAAUUCAACAGGUGUUUACAUUCAUGUGGUCAUAUGGGAGAGAACUGUGAUGAAGCAUAAAUUGCAAAGCAAUGAUUUCCUAAAAAAUGAAAUCAACAAAAUGAAAAAAAAAAAAAAAAAAAUAUCCCUCUGGUUUGCGUUCUUCGGUGUGUGUACAGUGUUUUAUUUUUUAUUUGUUUUGAGCAGUACUUAAAUUAUGUCGUGAGACACUAAAAUCAAAAAGGAAUCACACUUAAAAUAUUAAUUUCUAUCUGUGUGUGCUGGCAUUCAAGCAUUUGUUUCUUAAGCAUUGCUGUAUAAGGGUUCCGUUUCACUUUCAACCUUUUUUGUAGACUUUUUUUUUAUCUACAGUGCUUUUACCUUUUUGAUGUACAGUAUGUCACUGGUUACACUUAAUAAUGAAGAUAAUUUAUUGCGUCUCUGGGUUUCCAUCUUUGUGUUACAUGACGUGAGGUGUCCGCGCCAUAAUAAAUUUGUUUACUGUAGCAUGUUUUUGUUUUGUUUCCACGAGUAGUUCAGUGAUGCAGAUCUGGAGCAAAAAUAAUAAUGGGCUUUCAAAAAGAAAAGAAAUCACCACAAAUGUUUUGUCUUUUAAAUGUUUAUGCAAGUCAGUACAUUGAAAAGAGUGUUGUAUUUAGUGGGAAGGAUUUUUGUGCCACAUACGUUUUUCUUCUCAAUCUGCAUCAUUGUCCUUUCUAGUUUGCUCUUAUACCAAAGACUGCGUCUUUCCCCCAUGUGAGCUGUGACUUAGUAUUGUGUCCAAAAUGAACAAAACUGUCUCUUUUUUUCUCAAAAAGAUGCCCCCCUAAAUUAUUUUCAUGUGGAGUUUUUCACGUGCUGUAGUUGUUGUUACUGUUUUUUUUAAAUGUCCCAACACUUGCCUCCCACAACAACCUGCGGUGUUUAUUUGUUUACUUGUUGACAUUUUGUUAAUUAAGUCAUAGAACGAUAAAGUCUUUCAAUGGCAUGUUUAUUGUACAGAAAAUUCACUUAAAAUCCCACAUCUUUAAGCAGUUCCUGGUCCAGAACUCAAUUUUCUGACACCUUCAUUAAUUGUGUCUAUUGAUCAGACAAUCUAUUAUCACCCACUUCCACAAAUUCUGUGUUGUUGCGGUUUCUGCAGCUGCCUUGGACUUCCUAUAUAACAUACAGGUGAACUCUAUACAGUACCACAUGCAGGAAAUACAGUCAUGCACAUUAAUGCAGUCACUGCAGAAGUAAGAGUUUGGAGAAACCGUUUUCUGUCACUUCAGCUGUCAGAAGUUAAAGGAAAUGGUCUGAAAUUCAGCCGUUUGCUUUCCAACAAACCAAUCCGUUGCUUAAGAGUAACUGUCUAGACAGACUUGUGUGCAGGAUAAAUGCUUUAACAAUGACUACCUUUGUGCAUUCACAUGCUCAUGUACACUGUCAACACAUGGCUACAGGAUGGAUCAAAAUGCUAUUUCCCUCCUACUUGGUCUAUGACUUUUGCCCCUCCUGCUGACAUUCUGACUGCUCCUAUCGCUACCCCGGUCUUGGGGAUGUCUCUCUGAGGCCAACUGAAUUUUUCCUCAUAUUUCAAUAAAUAAUUAUUAUGCUUAUAA